This is a messenger RNA of Rattus rattus (black rat), 4264 nucleotides long. It is a transcript of the gene Lnpep, whose product is annotated as leucyl and cystinyl aminopeptidase. The transcript is spliced from 18 exons. Gene Ontology annotation, cellular component: cytoplasm. NCBI's taxonomy places the organism in Eukaryota, Metazoa, Chordata, Mammalia, Rodentia, Muridae. The coding region runs from base 664 to 3741 and encodes 1025 amino acids. The record is from RefSeq and is a predicted model, not a curated record. Gene Ontology annotation, biological process: peptide catabolic process; proteolysis. Gene Ontology annotation, molecular function: peptide binding; metalloaminopeptidase activity; zinc ion binding.
CCCAACGUCUCCCGGGCCCCUCCCUUCCUCUGGCCUCCGGUUUUGCAGCAGGAGCUGCAAGGCGUUCUGCUAAUGGAAGGAAAGUCCUGCCGACCACCGCCGCAGGCCUUGCUCCUGCCGCUAGGAAUAGCGUCGUCCGGGGCUAGCCCAGCGUAGAGGCCGACGCAGCCCGGGCCUUGCCGCUUUCAGAAACGCGAAUUUGGCGACUGCCUCUGGGGCGACGGCCUCACCGGCCGCAUUUCCGGGCUCAGUGCCGGGGUUGCCGCACCCGGAACACAGCCGGAUGCAGUAGUAGGUGUAUCAGUUGUCUGAACCGGGGUACUACAGCUCUGCGGCACAGACAGCGCGGCGGCUCGGAGUGCGCCGCUGGGGGCGGGGCUUAGCCCCGCCCCAGCACUGAGCGCCUCCCCGCCGCCUCCUCCGCCGAGUAGGCCAAGGGUUGGGCAAUGCUCAGCGUCCACGCCUCAGUGGGCCUUUUGCAGCAGUUGCGAAAACCCGGAACGAAGGUGUUGUUGCCGUGCGGCGGAGCGGCGCCGCCCCUCGCCGCACCUCCCCGGCAGCCUUCCGAGGCCUUGCUGGGCAUGCUCAGUCGUCAGGGCCGCUUCAGCUCUCGGAGUAGGAAGCUUGGGGCGCUGGGCUGGUGAGGACCCGCGGCGGGCGAAGAUGGAGACCUUUACCAAUGAUCGACUUCAGCUUCCAAGGAAUAUGAUUGAAAACAGCAUGUUUGAAGAAGAACCAGAUGUGGUAGAUUUAGCCAAAGAACCUUGUUUACAUCCUCUGGAACCUGAUGAAGUUGAAUAUGAGCCCCGAGGUUCGAGGCUUCUGGUGAGAGGUCUUGGUGAGCAUGAGAUGGAUGAGGAUGAAGAGGAUUAUGAGUCAUCUGCCAAGCUGCUGGGCAUGUCCUUCAUGAACAGAAGCUCAGGCCUUCGGAACAGUGCAACAGGCUACAGGCAGAGUCCAGAUGGGACUUGUUCAGUACCCUCUGCCAGGACCUUAGUAAUCUGUGUUUUUGUCAUUGUGGUUGCUGUCUCUGUAAUCAUGGUGAUUUAUCUACUGCCUAGAUGUACCUUUACCAAAGAAGGCUGCCACAAAACAAACCAGUCAGCAGAACUCAUUCAGCCGAUUGCUACAAACGGGAAAGUGUUUCCAUGGGCACAAAUUAGGCUUCCCACUGCCAUUAUUCCUCAACGCUAUGAACUUAGCCUACAUCCAAACCUAACCUCAAUGACAUUCAGGGGUUCUGUGACAAUUUCACUUCAGGCUCUUCAAGAUACACGGGACAUCAUUCUCCAUAGCACAGGACAUAAUAUUUCAAAUGUGACAUUUAUGUCGGCGGUUUCCAGUCAAGAAAAACAAGUUGAAAUUCUGGAAUAUCCAUAUCAUGAACAGAUCGCCGUUGUUGCCCCGGAAAGCCUUCUAACAGGACACAAUUAUACCUUGAAGAUAGAAUAUUCAGCAAAUAUAUCUAACUCUUACUAUGGGUUUUAUGGCAUCACCUACACAGAUAAAAGUAAUGAGAAAAAGAACUUUGCAGCAACUCAGUUUGAACCUUUGGCAGCAAGAUCUGCUUUUCCUUGUUUUGAUGAACCAGCAUUUAAGGCCACGUUUAUCAUCAAGAUCACAAGGGAUGAGCACCAUACUGCGUUAUCAAAUAUGCCUAAGAAGUCAUCAGUCCCUACAGAAGAAGGACUUAUUCAAGAUGAGUUUUCUGAAAGUGUGAAAAUGAGCACAUACCUGGUUGCUUUCAUUGUAGGGGAGAUGAGGAACCUGAGUCAGGAUGUAAACGGGACUCUGGUUUCUGUAUAUGCUGUACCAGAAAAAAUUGAUCAAGUUCACCAUGCCUUGGACACAACUGUAAAGCUCCUUGAGUUUUAUCAAAAUUACUUUGAAAUUCAAUACCCACUAAAGAAAUUGGAUCUGGUGGCCAUUCCUGACUUUGAAGCAGGAGCGAUGGAAAAUUGGGGCCUGCUUACGUUCCGAGAAGAGACUCUUCUGUAUGACAAUGCCACUUCUUCAGUAGCAGAUAGAAAACUGGUCACUAAAAUCAUCGCUCACGAGCUGGCACAUCAGUGGUUUGGUAAUCUGGUUACAAUGCAGUGGUGGAAUGACCUGUGGCUAAACGAAGGCUUUGCCACUUUCAUGGAGUAUUUCUCCGUGGAAAAAAUAUUCAAAGAGCUCAACAGUUAUGAAGACUUCUUAGAUGCUCGAUUUAAAACCAUGAGGAAAGAUUCCUUGAAUUCGUCUCAUCCAAUAUCAUCAUCUGUUCAGUCAUCAGAACAAAUAGAAGAAAUGUUUGAUUCUCUUUCGUAUUUUAAGGGAGCCUCUCUCUUGUUGAUGUUGAAAAGUUACCUUAGUGAAGAUGUGUUUCAGCAUGCUAUCAUUCUUUACCUGCACAAUCACAGCUAUGCAGCAAUUCAAAGCGAUGAUCUCUGGGACAGCUUCAAUGAGGUCACAGGCAAAACUCUAGAUGUAAAGAAAAUGAUGAAAACCUGGACCCUACAGAAAGGAUUCCCAUUAGUGACCGUCCAGAGAAAGGGGACUGAGCUUCUUCUACAACAAGAAAGAUUUUUUCCAAGCAUGCAACCAGAAAUUCAGGAUUCAGAUACAAGACACCUUUGGCAUAUUCCAAUAUCCUAUGUCACUGAUGGAAGAAACUAUUCAGAAUAUCGAUCAGUUUCACUACUGGACAAGAAAUCAGAUGUCAUCAAUCUUACAGAACAAGUACAAUGGGUCAAAGUCAAUACAAACAUGACGGGCUAUUACAUUGUUCACUAUGCUCAUGAUGACUGGGCAGCUCUAAUCAACCAGUUAAAAAGAAAUCCUUAUGUUCUGAGUGACAAAGACCGAGCCAACCUGAUCAAUAACAUCUUUGAACUUGCAGGCCUUGGCAAAGUGCCUCUUCAGAUGGCAUUCGAUUUGAUUGACUACCUUAGAAAUGAGACCCACACUGCACCUAUCACUGAAGCCCUGUUCCAGACUGACCUCAUCUAUAAUCUCCUGGAAAAACUGGGACACAUGGACCUGUCCUCAAGAUUAGUGACCAGAGUACAUAAAUUGCUCCAGAACCAAAUCCAGCAGCAGACAUGGACAGAUGAAGGCACACCAUCCAUGCGAGAGCUUCGGUCAGCCUUGCUGGAAUUUGCCUGCGCCCACAGCCUAGAGAACUGUACCACUAUGGCCACAAAGCUGUUUGAUGAUUGGAUGGCAUCAAAUGGAACUCAGAGCCUGCCUACUGACGUCAUGACCACUGUGUUCAAAGUUGGAGCAAGAACCGAGAAAGGCUGGUUGUUCCUCUUUAGCAUGUACUCCUCCAUGGGCUCUGAAGCAGAGAAGAAUAAAGUACUUGAGGCUCUUGCCAGCUCAGCGGAUGCACAUAAACUUUACUGGUUAAUGAAAAGUAGCCUUGAUGGUGAUAUCAUCCGGACACAGAAGUUGUCACUUAUCAUUAGAACAGUGGGCAGACAGUUUCCCGGACAUUUGCUGGCAUGGGAUUUUGUUAAGGAAAACUGGAAUAAGCUUGUACAUAAGUUCCAUCUGGGCUCCUAUACCAUUCAAAGCAUUGUUGCUGGAUCUACUCACUUAUUUUCAACCAAGACACAUUUAUCUGAGGUCCAGGAAUUCUUCGAAAGUCAGUCAGAGGCAACCUUGCAGCUUCGGUGUGUUCAGGAGGCCUUCGAAGUGAUUCAGCUGAAUAUCCAGUGGAUGGCCAGGAAUCUGAAAACUCUGACACUGUGGCUGUAGCCCUCACAGCUGAUCUUCCGGUGCCCAUGGCUCUGCUGCUUUUGCAAAGGUUGAGUGAAGGCCAGCCUGCUACUGAGUUGUUUGCACUGUUAGGAUCUAGUUAGCUCAGGGCCCAAUUGUAUUUUUCAUAUCUUUUCUGAAAUGUCCUUAGGCAGUAGUUAUUUAUUACAAAAUUAUAUUCACCUGUACGUCAACCAUCUACAAUAACAGUGAAGAAUUUUUCUUUGACACACAAAUGGAGAAAAGUCAGAUUUGAAAUUUUGUUCGAUUUCUUAGUGUCCAGAGUGUUACUGUUACAGUGCAACCGAGGAAGGUCUGUAAGAACCACUGCCUUUGGAGGUUGCUGAUUGUCAGCUGUUUGUUGCUUCUCGUUAAACAGUACACCUGCAUUCUGGGAGUUACCCUGAAGAGUGCAGUGACAAAGACAUUGAAGGUGCAGCUCUAGACAGAUGACCUCAGGUGUUCUUUAAACCUGAUUGGGGGUUCUUUAAAAAGGUUUAUGUCAACGUUAUUCCUGCAGAAU